Molecule: messenger RNA, 1153 nt
Organism: Lycium ferocissimum
Lineage: Eukaryota; Viridiplantae; Streptophyta; Magnoliopsida; Solanales; Solanaceae
Product: probable glycosyltransferase At5g03795
Exons: 3
Molecular function (GO): glycosyltransferase activity
Source: RefSeq, a predicted model, not a curated record
UGGAGAUGCGCUGGUGUAUACAUAUCGGAAUGUGCAGUCACUCACUGGUGUAGAAGCAGCAGCUUCAAUGUACUCAAACUCAGCGCAAGCCUUCAUUUUCAUACCCACAGCCUUAGCUCUUGUUACCUCUCUCCUCAUUCUCUUUUACAUUUCCUUCACUUCCAAUUUCUUCAUCCAAACACAUCAUCUCACAUUCACUCAUUCCACUGGCUAUUCAACACCCCUUUCAUCUUUCAACUCCACUUCACAGAAACAGCUGAACAUUUCAUUUCUUGGCUCUAUACAAAGUGUUAAUACUCAGAGUCAUAUUCAGAGUCAGAGGCAUAUGGAGUUCAAUGGAAACUAUGUGAAUGACAACGAGGUAUUCCAUGACAGAGAUGACUUUAUGGACAACUACAAAGAAAUGAAUAGGAGCUUGAAGAUAUAUGUUUAUCCUCACCAAAAGGGCGAUCCCUUUUCCAAUGUACUCUUGGCUGUUGAUUUUGAGCCAGGUGGAAACUAUGCAAGUGAAAGUUACUUCAAGAAAGUUCUUGUGAUGAGCCAUUUCAUUACAAAGGAUCCUUCCAAUGCCGAUCUCUUCUUUAUACCUUUCUCAAUUGCACGGUUGCGACAUGAUCCACGAGUGGGGAUUGCUGGUAUUAAAGACUUCAUAAAAAGCUACAUCUUCAAUAUUAGUCAUGAGUAUCCUUACUGGAACCGAACGAAUGGGGCUGACCAUUUCUAUGUUGCCUGUCAUUCUAUUGGUCGUUUUGCCAUGGAUAAAGCAAUUGAUGUUAAGAUCAAUGCCAUCCAAGUCGUCUGUUCUUCAAGUUAUUUCAUAUCAGCAUAUAUUCCACAUAAAGAUGCAUCCUUGCCACAGAUUUGGCCAAGGCUAGGUGGUGACCUAAAUCUUGCACCUUAUAAGAGGAAAAAGCUGGGAUUUUUUGCUGGAUCACCAAAUUCUCCUGUACGUGAAAAGCUUCUGGAGUCGUGGGGAAAUGAUUCCGACAUCUUUGUGCACUUUGGUCGCCUUGAAAGUUCUUAUGCCAAAGAACUUCUUGAUAGCAAAUUCUGCCUUCAUGUGAAAGGCUAUGAAGUCAACACUGCUCGCAUUGCUGAUGCCUUGUUCUAUGGCUGUGUACCUGUGAUUAUCGCGAACCAUUAUGAUCUUCCA